UGAACAGUCAAAAGUUCCACAUAAGCGCUUGGUGGCUGACAACACCGCCAAGAUACGUGGCCCGUGUAUAUUCCGCUGGUCGUGUUCUUGUUUAUAUUUUUUACUAGAAAAUAUCGUGAAAAAACACUCCAUAAGCCGUACAAGGCUUAACCAGCACCAUGAACCCACAAUACCUGCCCCCAGGGCCGAACAACAAUGCACCGAACAACCCUCUCGGCUCCGACUACAACGGAGUCCAAAACGCCAACAUGUACAGUCAGAAUGGGCCACACAAGCCAUAUGACAGCGAUAUGGCCCAGAAAAUGCAGGGCAUGAACUUGAAUGGACCUCAGGGCUUCUCCCAACUACCACCCGGACAAUUACCACCUGGCGCUUUCCUGCCAACAUCCAAUUUUGGUGGACAGCCUGGAUUCCGGCCACCAAGUGCAGGACAGUUUCCGCCGAGACCAAUGCCUGGGCAGCCACCGCAAAGUCAGACUCCUAAUUUAGAAAACAGGCCGUUCCCGCAAGGGCCUAUGCAAGCAAAACCACCUAGUCAGCAAGGUCCUGGGCCGAUGCCAAAUCGUCAACCACCUGGGUCUAUGGGGCCUCAAGGGCAAUUGCCUCCUGGUGCUCAACCUCAUCCUGGUAUGCCACCAAGCUCGCAGCCAGGCCAGAUGCCUCCAGGCCAAGGUCCUCCAAGUCAGUUUGGUCAGAUGCCUGGACAGGGUCCACCUGGUCAAUUACCUCCAGGACAAAUGCCACCUAGUUCACAGGGUCUUGGUCUGCCUCCUACAUCACAGGGCCCGCCCCAUAUGCCUCCUGGCCCUCAACCUGGAGGUCCGCAGAGCCAGCCUGGUCAAAUACCAUCACAAGGACCGCCUGGGCAAAAUUUUCAAGGUCCAGGACAACCUCCAAGUUCACAAGGACAGUUGCCUCCACAUAGUCAGCCAGGACCUCAAGGUCCGGGACCUAUGGGUCCUCCUGGACAUAAACCUAUGCAACCACCAAUGCCCGGGCAACCACUAAUGCCUCAACAACCACAAAUGCCAGGACAACCGCCAAUGUCUCAGCAAUCACAAAUGCCAGGGCAACCACCGAUGACUCAGCAACCGCAAAUGGCAGGUCAACCACCCAUGCCACAGCAACCACAAAUGCCAGGACAACCUCCAAUGUCUCAGCAAUCACAAAUGCCAGGACAGCCUUCAAUGUCUCAGCAAUCACAAAUGCCAGGGCAACCACCUAUGCCAGGGCAACCACCUAUGCCAGGGCAACCACCUAUGCCUCAACAACAAAGGCAACCAGGCAUGCCACCUUUUGGAGCCCCUCAGUUUCCUCAAGGGCAACCACCGCAACCAGGGUUACCGCCGCAACCUGGGCAACAACCGAUGCCUGGGCAACCUCAAAUGCCUGGGCAAUCACCACAACUGCCCGGGCAACCACCGAUGCCUGGCCAACCACAAAUGCCUGGGCAACCACCAAUGCCCGGCCAACCUCCUAUGCCUGGCCAACAAAUGCGUCAACCAGGAUUGCCGCCUCAACCCGGUGCACCCCAGCAACCGCCAACAUCGCAAUUUAGCCAGUAUUCUGCGUCGUUACCCGGCAUGCCGCACAUGCCGCCCCCGCUGCAGCAAAAGGGACCUUAUGGUCAACCUCCGAUGCCUGGUCAACCGCCAAUGCCAGGACAACAAAUGCCUGGACAACCCCCAAUGCCAGGCCAACCUCCAAUGCCCGGUCAACCAAUGCAGCCGAUGAUGGGUCAGCAGAUGGGACAACCGCCCAUGCCUAUGCCUGGUCAACCGCCGAUGCCUGGGCAACCGCCGAUGCCUGGGCAACCGCCGAUGCAGCAAGGAUAUCAGCAACCACAAUCCGGGUACCCGCCGCAGUACCAGGCCCCGUUCCCCGCCCAGCAGCCCGGGUACCCCGCCCAAUACGGCCAGCAGCCUCAAAAGCGGCUGGACCCUGACCAGAUGCCAAGCCCUAUCCAAGUGAUGGCGGACGACCAGGCGAGCCGCGGUGGCGUGUUCAGCACCAACGAGAAGGGCGCCGUGCCGCCGCUGGUCACUACCGACUUCAUUGUCUACGAUAAGGGGAAUGCUAGUCCGCGAUUCAUCAGGAGCUCGAUGUACAACGUGCCUGUGACCGCUGAUCUGUUGAAACAAACCGCCAUGCCGUUCUGUCUUGUGAUAUCCCCCAUGGCGGAAACCUUCGAGCAAGAGCGUCCGCCCCCCCUCCUGGACUUCGCAGCCCUGACGGGGAGCCCCACGCUGGGCCCGGUGCGCUGCUCGCGCUGCAAGGCCUACAUGUGCCCUAACAUGAAGUUUAUAGACGCAGGGAGACAUUUUAAGUGCGCGUUCUGCAAGGCUACCACUGAAGUACCCAUGGAGUACACACAGUACAUCAACAGCAUGCAGCAAUACGGACAUCUGCCCGCAGAAAUGGCGCUCGGUGCCUACGAGAUCGUCGCUACGAAGGAGUAUUGUCGAAAUAACACAUUGCCUAACCCGCCCGCCAUAGUGUUUUUAAUUGACGUAUCCUACAAUGCUAUCAAGAGCGGCCUCGUCCACACCAUCUGCGAGAACAUACAGGAGAUUAUUGAGGCUAUACCCAAAGACGAGCAAACGGGUAAAAGCUGGACCCGCGUAGGCUUCAUCACCUACAGCUCCACCGUCCACUUCUACAAUAUCAAGGGCUCCCUAGCACAGCCACAAAUGAUGUCAGUAGGCGAUGUGGCGGACAUGUUCGUACCUUUACUGGAAGGGUUCCUCGUGACGCCAGAAGAAAGUGGGGUGGUGUUACAAGCACUUUUGCAGCAACUACCCAAUAUGUUUGCUGACAACAAGGAGACGGAAACGAUAUUGCUGCCAGCCGUGCAGGCGGGAUACGAAGCGCUAAAAGCGGCGGACACAUCAGGUCAACUGCUCGUGUUCCACACAACUUUGCCCAGUUACAACGCGCCGGGCAAACUUAUCAACAGGGAGGAUAGGAAACUACUAGGCACGGAUAAGGAGAAACAGAUCACUUCACCGCAAACGACAGCAUACAACGAGCUAGGCCAACUAUGCUCUCAAGCCGGCGUUGCGGUAGAACUGUUUAUAUGUAACAACGCGUAUGUGGACUGCGCUACUAUUGGACAACUGUCCAGACUAACUGGAGGAGAGUUACACAAGUACACAUACUUCCAGGCGGAUUUAGACGGCCCCAGAAUAGUAUCUGACGUGAUCCGCGUGGUGUCCCGCCCGACGGCGCAUGACGCAGUAAUGCGCGUGCGGACAUCCACCGGCGUCCGCGCCACUGACUUCUAUGGACACUUCUUCAUGUCUAAUACUACUGAUGUUGAAUUGGCUGCCAUUGACGCGGACAAGGCGAUCGGCGUAGAAAUCAAACAUGACGACAAGCUAACAGGCGAAGACGGAGUAUACAUACAGGCUGCCCUACUAUACACACACCGCAGCGGCCAGAGGAGAUUGAGGGUGCUCAACCUGGCGUUAGGAGCGGCGCCGCAGCUGGCAGAUGUCUAUCGGAGUAUGGAGCUUGAUACGACGCUCAACUUCCUUACUAAACAAGCCGUGUGGGCGCUCAGAGAACACACCCCCCGCCAAAUCCGCGAAGGCCUGGCCGCUCGCUGCGCCAAGUCGCUCGCCGCCUACAGGAGGCACUGCGCCUCGCCGUCCAGCGCUGGCCAACUGGUGCUGCCGGAGAGUAUGAAGCUGCUGCCGCUUUAUACCAGCUGUGUUCUACGAUCGGAUGCACUAGGCGCAGGCACGGACAUAACCUGCGACGACAAAUCGUGCGCGAUGUACCGCACUCUAACCGCCGACGUGUCCACGUCCGUCGUGUACACGUACCCUCGCCUGCUGCCGCUGCACCGUCUCGCGGAGGACCCUGCACUCUCGCCGCUCAGGGCUUCCAUGGACAAGAUGAAUGACCAGGGAGUUUAUCUAUUAGAAAACGGCGUCCACAUGCUAAUCUGGGUCGGCUCCCAAGCCCCGCUCGACUUCGUACGAGACGUGUUCGACGCGGCUUCCCCUCAACAGAUCGACACGCGAGUAUGUACGUUACCUGAGUUGGACAAUCCGCUCAGCGUAGCUGUGAGGGGCGUGUUAGAAGAUGCGACUAGAUCAAGAAGAAAGGCCAUGAGGCUAACCGUGAUGCGCCAACACGACAAGCUGGAGACAGUCCUCCGUCACUUCCUGGUCGAGGACCGCGGCGUGGACGGGUCCUCCUCCUACGUGGACUUCCUCUGCCACAUCCACAAGGAGAUCCGCGCGUUGCUAUAGCAUUUGUACUAUUAACGCGCUUAAUGGCGCGUACGCACGCGGUGGGUAAAAGGUCCUUAUGGUGCGCUUUCGAUUUCAAUCUACAAUUGUCACCUUAACUGAUUAGGUGCAUAUUAAAAUUCAUAUGUAUCAAAACCAUCAGACCUACUACUUGACGACAACGUGUCGUGAUUGGCGCUGAAUGAAUUGAUAAUUGUAACUAUUACUAAAUACACGAUAUUUACCAUGUAUAUUACUUUUUUCGUGU
This is a messenger RNA of Cydia splendana, 4506 nucleotides long. RefSeq names its product protein transport protein Sec24C (gene Sec24CD). Lineage: Eukaryota; Metazoa; Arthropoda; Insecta; Lepidoptera; Tortricidae. The record is from RefSeq and is a predicted model, not a curated record. The transcript has 20 exons. Gene Ontology annotation, cellular component: endoplasmic reticulum exit site; COPII vesicle coat. The coding region runs from base 159 to 4259 and encodes 1366 amino acids. Gene Ontology annotation, molecular function: zinc ion binding; SNARE binding. Gene Ontology annotation, biological process: COPII-coated vesicle cargo loading; endoplasmic reticulum to Golgi vesicle-mediated transport; intracellular protein transport.